AUGCAUCGCCGUUCCAACGUCAUCACGUGGGCCAAGAAGAUCACACCCGGCGCAGCCCACCAGAACCCUGCCAAGGCUCCCCCAAACCCAACUGAAGAUCUUGAAUUGUCCAUUGACAAGUCUACCAACCUUGAUCAGUACUACGAGAACUCCAAGAAUGCUUCCGAGUCCUCUGCUGGUGUUACUCCCAACAAGUCUCAUCACUCCCGACGCUCUUUGGAGAAGCGUGGUAGUGGUGCCUUGUACUGCAAAGACGGUCCUUGUGCUGACGAUAGCUGCUGUGGCCCUGAGGGUAUCUGUGGUUACGGACCUGAUUUUUGUGGCGAUGGCUGUACUUCCAACUGUGAUGCUGUUGCCAUGUGUGGAGAGUACAGUGAAGACGGUGACAUGCCCUGCGGUAUGAACCUAUGCUGCUCUUCUUCCGGUUGGUGCGGUACUACUGAAGUUUUCUGUGACAACGCCGAUCCUGUUCACAAGACUCUACCCUGUCAAGCCGGCUACGGAUCCUGCAACAUUGCUUCUUCUCCUUCAUGCGCAAAAGGCGGUGGUAGCACAAACGGAAGAACCAUUGGUUACUACCAAUCAUGGAACGUCCGCACACGCAAGUGUGAUACCAAGACCCCUAAGCAACUUGACACUACUGGAUUCACUCAUCUCUUCUACUCGUUCGCUUUCAUCGACCCUACCUCCUUCAAGAUUACCCCCGCCCACGACGAUGAUGUCAAGCAGAUGCGCGAGUUCACCGACCUAUCUAAGGGUGGUAAGCUCCAAACUUGGAUCGCCAUUGGUGGUUUCGACAUGAGCGAUGAGGAUAAGCCUACUCACACAACUUGGAGUGACAUGGUUUCUACCAAAGCGAACCGAGCUGCUUUCAUCGAAUCUGUUCGUGACUACAUGGACGAGUAUGGUUUCCAGGGUGUUGAUCUUGACUGGGAGUACCCUGGUGAGCCCAAGCGCGGUGGCCGAAAGCUUGCUGACACUCGAAACUUCUCCAUGUUGCUCCGCGAGAUGCGUGCUGCUUACGGUGAUAAGUACGGCAUCAGCUUGACCUUGGCACCUGACUACUGGUAUCUUCGAUGGUUCGAUGCCAAGGCUAUGGAGCCUUAUGUGGACUUCUUUGGAUUUAUGGCCUACGAUCUUCACGGUUUCUGGGAUGAGGAUGUUCGAACCCUCGGCAAGAUCAUCCGUGGCCAGGCCGAUAUUCGUGAGAUUGGCAACAACACUAUUCCUCUCUGGUUUGACGGUCUUGAUCCCAAGAAGAUCAACUUUGGUCUUGCUAUGUAUGGCCGUGGCUAUACCGUCGCCGACAAGAGCUGUAACGGACUCGGAUGCUCUUUCGUUGGUCCUAGCGAGAAGGGCGAGUGUACUGAUUCAGACGGUGUCAUGUCUCUUGGCGAGAUUAAGAACCUCAUCAAGAACAAGGGUGUGAAGUCAAUUUACCUCGAGGAGGCCAUGAUGAAGCAAAUCUCUUGGGAUGACCAAUGGAUCGGAUACGACGACGAGGAGACAUUUGCAGCGAAGAAGGCUUGGGCUGAUGGUUACUGCUUCGGCGGUACCAUGGUCUGGAGUAUUGACUUCCAGGCCAGUUCUGGUGGCGGUCUCAGCGGUGGCACUGGCAAUGCCAACACCGGCAACGACGGUUCGGAUUUCCCUGACAUCGGUGGCAGUCAUCUAACUCAUAAGCAAGUGAUCGAUAAGCUCAUGGAUGAGAAGAUGCCCGACUGCUUCAGCGAUAAGGCCUACAAGGAUAUCAAGGACAAGGGCAAGUUCUGGUACGACUCUGGUGCCGAGCAAUGGACCGACAAGUACAUCAGCGCCCAGAAGGAUCACUCGCAGUGGGCGCAGAACUUGUACCGCGAUAUCUUCAAGAAUGAUGUUACAGCGGCCGACUUUGCCUGCUUCCAGCCUGGAGAAGAAUGCAACUUUGGAAAGUCAUGUGCCGACUUUAACAAGAAGGGUAAAGGUGGCCUUUACUACAUGUUCUUAUCGCUGCAGAACUUCUUCAACUGGUAUUCGCAGUUCAUUCAAGAGUUUGACCAGAACAUGAGUUACUCAGCUGGCAACGUCAGUGUCAUCCGAAAGGGUCUCAGCAUUGGCGAAAGCAACCCUAGUGCCUCAAUUGACAUUCUGAGCAUCCUCGCUGCAGCUUUCACCAUUGCCAGUGGCCCUGCUGCGCCUAUCGCCCCUCUCGGAGGUGCUUUCGCUGGUCUCGGUGGUCUCAUGUCCAUGUACAGUGCGACCACAGGCGACGACGUCACAGUUGGCAAUGAUGCCAUUGAUGCCGAGGGCUCAGCCUCUGCUGCCAUCAGCAACAUGCGAAAGGCCGGUAUCGACUCGGCAAAGAAGCUCAUUGCUGCUGUAUUUGGUAAGCAAGGUCACCCGCAGAGUGACAUCCCCGAGGCCAUGCUUGUUGGAGACUCCAAGUACAAGAACCCUGUCGUUAGAGUCUUUGGCUGGGGAGGUUGGGUUCGCGACAGUGCUCUUGGUGGUCUUGAAGAGCUCGUCACCGGUAUGCGAAGCAACAUGGACAAGGCAUUGCUGUGGCAGAUGGCCAGGGCCUGGAGAGGUCUUUAUGUUGUUGUCCGAGAUGACUUGCCCAAGCCCAAGUGUAUCAACCCCAACAACGCCUGGGAUGAUGAGAAGGGACGUUGUCUCGAUAUUCUCGCCUGGUAUCCCAAGACAGACAAGAAGACGUUUGGUGGCAACAAGGAUAUCGAAUUCGCCUGGAACUCAUGGGGCAUGGACAAGCUGGGAACUCUGCGCAACGCUGUCGCUUGCUGGGAGAACAAUGGCGGCAAGAUCGGCUCGCCCAAGACAAGCAUCGGAUCUCUCACUAGCUCAAGCCCUUACGACUCACCUUGCUUCUUCGCUAUGCCUGUCCUGAAGGGCAACUACAGCGACAUCAGCAAAGGCUCGCUGUGGCUCGCUGGUGAUUUCGCAGGCCAGGAAGGACAGGCUGGAAAGCUUUGGCCCAAGACUCGAUGUGAGGCAUACAACCGGGAUAUGCAUUACAUCAAGAGAUACACUAAGGAUUGUUCUGAUCUCGAUGUAGAGGGGGAUCUUGCUUAG
Messenger RNA from Fusarium graminearum PH-1, 3069 nucleotides. RefSeq lists its product as uncharacterized. The transcript is spliced from 8 exons. NCBI's taxonomy places the organism in Eukaryota, Fungi, Ascomycota, Sordariomycetes, Hypocreales, Nectriaceae. Gene Ontology annotation, molecular function: chitin binding. Gene Ontology annotation, biological process: carbohydrate metabolic process. Bases 1 to 3069 code for a protein of 1022 amino acids. The record is from RefSeq and is a predicted model, not a curated record.